Molecule: messenger RNA, 1288 nt
Organism: Cucurbita pepo subsp. pepo (vegetable marrow)
Lineage: Eukaryota; Viridiplantae; Streptophyta; Magnoliopsida; Cucurbitales; Cucurbitaceae
Product: transcription factor MYBC1
Biological process (GO): regulation of DNA-templated transcription
Cellular component (GO): nucleus
Molecular function (GO): DNA-binding transcription factor activity; DNA binding
Source: RefSeq, a predicted model, not a curated record
AACCCCUCUCCCAAAUUCCUCAGCUUUCUUCUUCAUCAUCUUCUUCCUUCUUCUCUGGUCUGAAAAAUUUUCAGGUGUUCUGGUUCUGAUCAUAAUUUGUGUCUUCUUCUUCUUGUUCGUUUACAAAUUUAGAGCGAACCCAGUUGAAAUUUUGGUGAAAACUAAAGUGGGUUGCUUUAGAUUUGAAAAACAAUGAGGGAAGAUGAUUCUAAUUGGUUUUCAAAAUGGGAUCAGGAGCUUCCCUCUCCUGAUGAAUUGAUGCCUCUUUCCCAAACCCUUAUCACCCCUGAUCUUGCUUUGGCAUUUGAUAUCAGAAACCCAGAUAGUUCCAUCAACAACAACAACAACAACCACCACCACCCACCGCCUCCGCCGCCUCCGGUGCCAAUCCAGCCGAGUUCGGCCGAUUUUGGGGAUUCUGGUGAUUAUGUGUCUGGCGCCGGCGAUGGAGACGAACCUGCGCGGACCCUGAAGAGGCCGCGCCUGGUCUGGACUCCACAGCUCCACAAGCGAUUUGUCGACGCGGUCGGCCAUUUGGGAAUAAAAAAUGCUGUACCUAAAACCAUAAUGCAGUUGAUGAGCGUGGAUGGGUUAACUCGUGAGAACGUGGCUAGCCAUUUGCAGAAAUAUCGCCUCUAUUUGAAGCGUAUGCAGGGGAUUUCCGGCGGCAGUGGCGGCGGAGUUAGUGGCGGUGCUGGAUUAGUUUCACCCGUUUCAGAUCCUGCUACCGACCAUUUGUUCGCCAGCUCUCCAGUUCCGCCGCAUUUUCUUCACUCCUCUCGGGCUAAUUCCGACCAUUUCCUGCCGUUUGUGCCCGUCGGCGCUCUGCAGCACCACCACCAGAUGGCCGCCGCCGCUGCCGCUCAAUACCACCGACAAGUAGCCCAUUUUGGGUCUCCGCCGAAUGGGCAGUUUGAGCAUCCGUUUUUAGCUCGGCCUGUUCACCGGAUUGGGACCCCUGUGACUACCCCGGCGACGAAUUACAGCGAGGAUUUGGAUUCGAGUAAUGGAACAGGAGGGAGGAAGGUUCUCACUCUUUUCCCCACCGGAAACGAUUAAACCUCUUUCCAUUUUGAAAUCUGGUCAGAACUGUCUGUAUCUCCGUGACGUUGGUGUUGCCGUCGUCUUCUCCGGCGAAAACAAGGGCGGGCGUCAGUUGCAGAGUCGAAGGCAAAAUGGAUUAUAUAUUAUGCUAAAGAGGUAAGAUUGUACAUGAGUAUUAAGAACAAUUUGGGUGUGUUCAUCAUUAUCAUCUCUAAAUUCUAAAUUCUAAAUUCUAAAUUCUAAA